AUGUGGCACGGCGGCAUGGGGCAGGGCGGCAUGGGGCAGGGCGGCAUGGGGCAGGGGGGCAUGGGGCAAGGCGGCAUGGGGCAGGGCGGCAUGGGGGCACAUCGAGAAGAGUCCUCCAGUUCUACUCUCCUUCCUCCUCUUCUACUCUCCUUCCUCCUCUUCUACUCUCCUUGCUCCUCUUCUACUCUCCUUGCUCCUCUUCUACUCUCCUUGCUCCUCUUCUACUCUCCUUGCUCCUCUUCUACUCUCCUUGCUCCUCUUCUACUCUCCUUGCUCCUCUUCUACUCUCCUUGCUCCUCUUCUACUCUCCUUGCUGCUCUUUUACUCUCCUUGCUCCUCUUCUACUCUCCUUGCUCCUCUUCUACUCUCCUUGCUCCUCUUCUACUCUCCUUGCUCCUCUUCUACUCUCCUUGCUCCUAUUCUACUGUCGUUUCUCCUCUUCUACUCUCCUUGCUCCUCUUCUACUCUCCUUGCUCCUCUUCUACUCUCAUUGCUCCUCUUCUACUCUCAUUGCUCCACUUAUACUCUCAUUGCUCCUCUUCUACUCUCAUUGCUCCUCUUCUACUCUCAUUGCUCCUCUUCUACUCUCCUUACUCCUCUUCUAAUCUCCUUGCUCCUCCAGGGCUUUCUCUUGUGUGUGAGAGCCGCAUGCCAGCAGUAGCAGACCGCGUGGUGCUGCGCAAGCUGGCCCAGGACAUGUGUGAGUGGUCGCGCCUGCUGGUGAGUGAGUGA
Molecule: messenger RNA, 732 nt
Organism: Closterium sp. NIES-65
Lineage: Eukaryota; Viridiplantae; Streptophyta; Zygnematophyceae; Desmidiales; Closteriaceae
Source: the annotation of a GenBank genome assembly